Molecule: messenger RNA, 2945 nt
Organism: Myxocyprinus asiaticus (Chinese sucker)
Lineage: Eukaryota; Metazoa; Chordata; Actinopteri; Cypriniformes; Catostomidae
Gene: p4hb
Product: prolyl 4-hydroxylase, beta polypeptide
Exons: 11
Coding region: 164-1687 (507 amino acids)
Biological process (GO): response to endoplasmic reticulum stress; protein folding
Cellular component (GO): endoplasmic reticulum
Molecular function (GO): protein disulfide isomerase activity
Source: RefSeq, a predicted model, not a curated record
UUCUUUCUAUUUCCUGCGCGCAUUGCCACGUUAUUAGUGGCAGACACAAAAUUCAAGCGACACUUCAGACUGUUGGAGUUGAAAGAAAAUCGACUCCACUAAAAGUUUCCCCGCUUUCCAUUACGGUCUGACGAUUGGUUUGCACGCUUGAAGGUGAUCAAAGAUGCUGAAGUUGUUGAUUGUGUGCGCGCUGGCCGCUGUGAGCGCGGCUGACAUCCCCGAGGAGGAGGACGUGCUCGUUCUGAAGAAAAGUAACUUCGAGGAGGCACUCAAAACUUACCCUAAUAUCCUCGUGGAGUUUUAUGCACCAUGGUGUGGGCACUGCAAGGCCCUGGCCCCAGAAUAUGCCAAAGCAGCUGGUAUGCUGAAAGCAGAAGGCUCUGACAUCAAACUAGGUAAAGUAGAUGCCACAGAAGAGUCUGAAUUCGCUCAGGAGUUUGGUGUUCGAGGGUAUCCCACCAUCAAGUUCUUCAAGGGAGGAGAGAAGGAGAACCCCAAAGAGUAUUCUGCUGGUCGACAGGCUGAUGACAUCGUCAACUGGCUGAAAAAGCGAACUGGUCCUGCAGCCAUUAUUUUAAGUGAUGUUACACAUGCAGAGUCCCUUAUUGCAGAUAAUGAGGUUGCUGUUAUUGGCUUCUUUAAGGAUGUUGAAUCGGAGAGUGCAAAGGCCUUCUUUAAAACCGCAGAGGCUGUGGACGAUGUCCCCUUCGGCAUCACCUCUGAUGACGCAGUCUUUUCAAAGUUUGAAGUUGCCAUGGAUGGUGUUGUGCUGUUUAAGAAGUUCGAUGAGGGUCGCAACACAUUCGAUGGGGAGAUCAGCAAAGACAAGCUCCUGAACUUCAUCAAGGCCAACCAACUUCCUCUGGUCAUUGAGUUCACAGAGCAGACUGCUCCCAAAAUCUUUGGAGGUGAUAUCAAGUCCCACAUCCUAAUGUUUGUGUCCAAAGCGGCCAAAGACUUUCAGGAAAAGAUGGACCAAUUUAAGAAAGCAGCAGAGGGCUUCAAAGGCAAGAUUCUCUUCAUCUUUAUUGACAGUGAUGUGGACGAUAACCAGCGAAUCCUGGAAUUUUUUGGUCUGAAGAAGGAAGAGUGCCCAGCCAUCCGCCUUAUCACCCUAGAGGAAGAGAUGACCAAAUACAAACCAGAUUUCUCUGACAUUACAGCAGAGAACAUCAUUGCCUUCUGCACAGCCUUCACAGAAGGGAAAAUAAAGCCUCAUCUGAUGAGUCAGGACAUUCCUGAAGACUGGGAUAAGAACCCCGUCAAGGUCUUGGUGGGCAAGAACUUUGAGGAGGUUGCCUUCAACCCUGCCAAGAAUGUGUUUGUAGAGUUUUAUGCCCCAUGGUGUGGUCACUGUAAACAGCUGGCCCCCAUCUGGGAUCAGUUGGGUGAGAAAUUUAAAGACAAUUCAGACGUCAUUGUGGCCAAGAUGGACUCCACAGCCAAUGAGAUUGAAGCUGUCAAAGUGCAUAGCUUCCCUACUCUCAAGUUCUUCCCUGCUGGCGAGGACCAUAAGGUAAUUGACUACAAUGGUGACAGAACACUAGAUGGAUUCACAAAGUUUUUGGAGAGUGGAGGAAAAGAAGGUGGGGCACCAGCUGGAGACGAUGAGGAUGAGGAAUCAGAUGAUCUUGAUGAUGUAGAAGAGGAUGAUUCAGAUGUGGAAGAAGGACACGAUGAGUUAUAAGAGUCAGGAGAAAGAGGCGAGACGAACCCCUUCACCACCACCUCCACUUUAAACCUCCCUGUCUGUGAACACUAAAGCUUCCUAACUAAUCCUACAGCUACCAGGUGUUACAGGGUCCUCCAACCAGAACUGUUAUCAUUGUUGCUCCAACCAUUUGCAGCCCAGAGCAAUGCCCCUCUGCCCGCAAGAAGAUCUUAAAGGCUCUUAAAUGUUUUAUUUUACCAAGAUGUUGACAUUAAAUGUAUCUAAGUUUUUAGGUUUCAUUGUCAUGUUAAUCUAUUGAACUACUCUUAAUACUUGCCCACUACCUCAGUUUAUGAUCCGGGGGUGAUUAAGAUUUUCAGUUUAAUACGGUUAACACUUACCACCAUGAAGAAAGGGGAAAGCCAGUUUAAUUUGCCUUGAUUCUAUGGCAUGAAUGGAUUGCUCUUUUAGGACAGAGGGGCUAUAUGUUGUUCAUCAUGGGGCGGACAUAACAUUUUAAUAAUGGGCUACUAUUACAAUGUGGACAAGCUUAACAGAGACCAAUCUGAGGUACCUGCCCAUUAUUUGUUUUCUUUCAAACCACAGUCUCCUAUUCCAUAUUUUCUAAAAACACCUGCUACUGAAUUACUUUUAAAGAUGUUAAGAAGUGGAGAACUUGUUUUAAUUGUUUCAAAUUGAUUUUUUAAUAAUCUAGCAAACUGAAGGGCCCAGAAACAGCACUUUUGUUAAUGCUAACCUGGGGCAGUGUUGGCCCUCGCAGCUUUCUGAUCACCUGGGAGGAUGAUUUGGUUGAAAUAUUUUUUUGCACUUCACUCAAUGCCAUCAGAGAUUCCAUAUCAGUUACUGAAAUGGUAGAGUUUUUCAUCUUGUUUGGAGAAUUAACUCCUCUGGCCUUCCUGCUUUCUCCAUCACUUUAUUGGAAGAUUUCUUCCAAUUGGGAGUUAUCAUGCCAGUUGUCUUGGAGUGGUCCAUUUGACAGGGAGGAGAAAGUGUGUUUGUAUAUGCAGCUCACUGCGCAUUCUUCCCCCUCUUAUGCCAGGGUUCAGGGUUGUGAGUGUUAACCCUCAUAUUGUCUGUCUUUUAUUUUUCUAGGAGUGAGUUUCAGGGGUGAUGUUUAAAGAAAGAGGAGGGUUUUGGUACUAUAUAGGGAGGGAUUUGGGUUUUGAAAUUAAAGGGAUACAAAAAUAGCACAAACAUGUUUGAGACUAAGCAUUCCAUUGCAUUUAAAUUGAUAUGAAAAACUGGUGGCCAAAUAAACAUGGUGAUAAAUGUG